Messenger RNA from Hippocampus comes (tiger tail seahorse), 2076 nucleotides. RefSeq names its product FEV transcription factor, ETS family member (gene fev). Gene Ontology annotation, biological process: regulation of transcription by RNA polymerase II; cell differentiation. Bases 1150 to 1845 code for a protein of 231 amino acids. The record is from RefSeq and is a predicted model, not a curated record. Gene Ontology annotation, molecular function: DNA-binding transcription factor activity, RNA polymerase II-specific; sequence-specific DNA binding. Gene Ontology annotation, cellular component: nucleus. The transcript is spliced from 3 exons. NCBI's taxonomy places the organism in Eukaryota, Metazoa, Chordata, Actinopteri, Syngnathiformes, Syngnathidae.
UAGUUUUUUUAAAAUGAUGGAGUAUUUGUUCAGUGCAAGAUUUUAAAAAAGUAUUCUGUAAUAAAGUAAACCACAACUCUCAAACGACUGUUUCGUUUCCCUCUCCCCAAUACCAAAAUAAAAAACAAACCCCAAAAGCUGAUAUUGAUUACAAAAAGGAUAACAAAGGAUAAUUUCGCUUCGAUUACAGUGAAUUUUACUUAGGUACAUGCACAAUUUUUUGUUAUUUUCAAAGCAUUUUUGAUGAUAUUUUAUUUCAUUCGGGAAUUUUUUUCUAAUUAUCUUGCUUGUUUUCGUGAACUCCAAUAACCUUGCUUGGAAUCAUCAUGUGCAAUACACUUGAAUUGAAUCAUAUUACGUCGAUUUUUUUUCGUAUUUAAUCACAGUGUUAAUGUUCCAUAAGCGUUACAAUGACUUACAAUAAGACACUUUUAAUGUUCUUUUUUUCCUGGUGAACAGGCCUAUGUAUUUCAAUGGUGCUCAGCAUUUUUGAUUAGAUUUAUUGAUUUCUUUUUUUCGCCCAUCGAACAAAUAGAAUAAUGUGAAUUUAGAGGGAUGCUGCACCCUUUUUUUCAAUGCCUUUGUCCAUCCCUCCCAUUUGUGCUUUUUCUUUUUUUUUUUUUUUUGGCACGCAGCAUCAGGUUUGCAGCGUCCGUGUUGUCCGACGUCCAUUCGAGCGUGCUCGUCAAGGUAAAGCCUGUCCGAAGUGCAGUCUUGUCUGUUUGCAGAGAGCAAAAGAGGCGGAAAAUCAAGCAAGACGUGAACUGGUUUCCAUGUCAAACACUUCAAUUCACCAUAGAAACUCAGAUCUUAACGCGGCGACUUUAUUAAACUGUGAUGGCGGAUUGAUAAGGGCCCAAUUUCUAUCGCCCUUGCUCGCGUUUUUUUUUUUUUUAUUGUGGGCGCCAAGGCGGUCUGACAGAGGUAAAUUGCUCUUUUAAUUAAAGCAAUGCAGCAGAGGAAAUUGCUGUCUGAAUAUUGUCUCCGAGAUGGGGGCGCCCGCUGACAGUUGCCUGGAAACUUCAAUCUGUCCACUCGCGUUUAUUCCAGAUCCCAGUUAUGAGAUAAAGUUUAAUAAAAAAUCCCCCCGUUUUCCUCCGCCUGCAGCAAGCAAAUGAAAGCCAAGCCUUUUGUGCACAAGUGAGCACAAUGAGAAGGGAGAGCGGAGGAAAGCUCGUGUUCAACAUGUUCCUCUCAGAUCCGACAGAAAAUCUGUUGAAAGACAACAAAGGAGCAUCCUGGGGUCCGAUCAAUACCGGAGCACAAAAAGGCAGCGGCCAGAUCCAGCUGUGGCAGUUCCUGCUGGAGCUGCUCUCGGACAGCAGCAACGUGUCGUGCAUCGCGUGGGAGGGCACCAACGGCGAGUUCAAGCUGAUCGACCCGGACGAGGUGGCGCGGCGCUGGGGCGAGCGCAAGAGCAAGCCCAACAUGAACUACGACAAGCUCAGUCGGGCGCUGCGCUACUAUUACGACAAGAACAUCAUGACCAAAGUGCACGGCAAGCGCUACGCCUACAAGUUCGACUUCCACGGCCUGGCGCAAGUGUGCCAGCCCUCUUCCACCGAGCAGGCUCUCUACAAGUUCCAGGGCAACUUCUCGCCCAUCCCCUUCUCGGGCAUCUCCAAACUCAACCUGCAUGUGGCGCCCGCCGUCGGCCCGUCUGGUUUCUCCUACUGGGCCGGCUCGCCGUCGGCCGCCGCCCUCUAUCACCACCACCACCAUCCCCAUCACCACGGCGCCAACCUGCAGCCCCCCGGCCCCUUCGCCACCGUGUCGCCGAGCCACAUCGGCUGCGGCGUGAACGGCAUGAACACGCUGAGCAACAUUAAUAAUCCCUACAAUUGACUGACUGACGUCUUGGCGCAGGUGACGUCACGGAGAGGAAGGAUCGCGCGUCGCAGUCGCUUCCGGGGUGCGAGCGUGACGUGUGCGGCGCUGGUUCACACGCGCACACAAAAAUAAGCGAUCUCUCCAAGAACCGCCAAGAGACCUGCGGUUGUGUCAAACAUAACCCAAUUAUGGGGCAAGGGGGGGACCGACCGCUACUUGGGUCAAUUUGAAUGUUUUUGUGCAAAA